GUAGUGGUGCGGGGAGCGGAGCGACAGCCCCGUGCGGGGAGAGAGAGCCUCUGCUGCAUUUGUGUGCUUUUCCACCUCAUCCCUCUGCGGUGAAUGGCGGCGGGAUGGAGCACGAGGGGAGCGGCGGCAGCGGAGGGUCGGCCGGACUUCUGCAGCAGAUCCUUAGCCUGAAGCUGGUGCCGCGGGUGGGCAACGGGACCCUGUGCCCCAACGUGUCGUCGCUCUGCACCUUCCCAGAGAUGUGGUAUGGUGUGUUCCUGUGGGCACUGGUGUCCUCUCUCUUCUUUCAUGUCCCUGCUGGAUUACUGGCCCUCUUCACCCUCAGACAUCACAAAUAUGGUAGGUUCAUGUCUGUAAGCAUCCUGUUGAUGGGCAUCGUGGGACCAAUUACUGCUGGAAUCUUGACAAGUGCAGCAAUUGCUGGAGUCUAUCGAGCAGCAGGCAAGGAUAUGAUACCAUUUGAAGCCCUUACCUUGGGCACUGGACAGACAUUUUGUGUAGUGGUUGUCUCCUUUUUACGGAUUUUAGCUACCCUAUAGCAUACCCUUAUGCUACGAUGUUGAGCCUCAGAUUUAUAGAAUCCUCACAAAAGAAGACAUUGUGGAAUGUAGUAUUUUCUUGUUCUUCAAAUGGAAGAAAAAAAAAAAAACUUGGAUGGAAAAGUGUAUGAACAACAUCUCAGCCAUUUCUUCAGUGUGAAGCUCCAGAAAAUGAAGAUAUUUUUGAACUCCUACUGUUCUGAACAAAAACAAACCAAGAUUUUUGCAGGGCAGGCAUUUAAGCAGGAUGAUAGAUGCACUUUUACCCCAGUCAUGUCAACUGUACUUUUGAGUUGUUGACAUCCUUUGCACUGAAAUUUAUAAUACUCUGUAGUAACAUGCAGUAUUGCAUAUUCAGAGGAACUGUGGGAAUUAUUGGUUUAUUUCUGAUCAGAGUACACUGCACUAAAAUCUUAUUUAAUCUGAUUUUUACUAUGUCUUCAAGACAGUUUGUGCCAAGUAGGUUUGGUUAAGAAGAAUAGCUUUGAGAACAAAUUCAGUGAAAUUUAACAGGAAUAAAAAAUCUGUUAACACAAUAGUUGCUUUGAUUCUACUGUUUAAAGAAAACGAAGGCAACUACUGAAGGAUGUGACUUUUUAUGAAUAACUACCUUGACCUCUGAUUAUUUAAUAUAUUUUAAGAGAUGUGAAUUUGUUUUAUACAUUUUAUGAAAAUAAGCUAGCCGAAUUGAGGCUUUUUCAGAAUUCCUUUGCCACCUUUUCCUUUCACUUUGAUUAUGUUAAUUUUAUUUAGUGUAAUUGGGAUGUUGGAUAGCUUGUGUUUAAUUUUUUUUUUCAGUGCUGAGGCAUCACACAUGCACAAUUUCACUGCUCUUAGGUCUAUUUCAUUUAGAAACAGAAAAGGAGAAACACUAUAACUUGGGUGUUGUGAAACACCCAUGUGGUGCUGGGAUUUAAACCUGGGCCACACCAUAACAAGGCAUGCAUUCUGCCUACCCAAGAAGGUAUCUAUCCAGUCCCUGCGUUUAAAAUUCUAAGCCAAGGGGUUGGGAGCAGUGCACCCGGUUGAACACACAUUACAGUGUGCAAGAACUAAAGUUCAAGCCCUGUCCCCAUCUGCUGAGGUGGAAGCUUCAUGAGUGGUGAAAGAUGGCUGCAGGUGUCUCUUUCUCUCCCUAUCUUCCCCUCCCCCUCAAGGUUUUAUUUAUUUAUUAAUGAGAAAGAUAGGAGGAGGAGAGAGAAAGAACCAGACAUCACUCUGAUACAUGUGCUGCCGGGAAUCAAACUCAGGACCUUAUGCUUGAGAGUCCAAUGCUUUAUCCACUGCACCACCUCCCAGGCAACUUUACCCAUUCUCUCUCAAUUUCUCUUGGUCUCUAUCCAAAAUAAAUAAAAUUUAAAAAAGUAAACAAAAAGAUUCUAAGCCAGGCUGCUUUAGAUGCUCCUUGGACAAUUAGGGCACAUAUAAAUGAUACUUUAAAACAUUUUGUUAAUGCUUUUCAUAAUCAUUUGUAUUUAUUAAUGCCUUGAAAAAUCAUAGAAGUGUUGGUUAAACUAGAAGUAAUUGUUAUGGUCUCCUAGUUUUAGUGUGAUUACCUAGUAGUGGGUGUUGAGUCCACUUUUACAGUAUUGGGUAUCACUCCCAGAAAGUGCCUAAAGUUUACUUUUCAGAAAUGCCUCCACUGUGUCCCUUACAUUUUGUCAGAAGAAUUUAUAUCCAUAAUGGUAAUGAAUUGUUUAACCCAAUUUUAUCUAUACAUAUUUCUCUUUUAUUGCCUUUUUUUUUCUCCAUUGAAAGGCCUGAAAACUGUGACUCAAAUGAGAAAGAAUAAUAGACAUAAAGGAUCUGACUCUUACCACCUAUACUGUUUUGUAUGAAAUACAAUUGACGUUAUCUUUUUUCAAAAUAGUUUCUAGCAAUUAAAUCUGAUAUUUUUAAAGGAAAUUUGUGUUUUGAGACUAAGACUAAUAAUAGCCUGUUAGGUCAUAUGCACACAAAAAUAUCUGUUUCAUGUAAAGCAGUUUGCAUGUAUUUUGGGUUCUAAUAAUAAAAAAAGAAAGAACUAAUUUAGCAGUGAAAAUCAGAAAAAUUACAAAGAAAUCACAAAAAAUUACCUUGCUGCUUUUUUUUCUAAUAAUUUGUCAGGGUACUUAACAAAAUUAUAGUGACAUAAAUUGACACAAGAUGGAAAAUUACAAAUAGAGUUGGAAUGCAGGAAAAUGUACUUGUAAAUUCACCAAGACUAUUCUCCAAUAUCCAAAUCUUCAAGCAAAAUUUUUUUUGCCCAUAGAGGCUUUCUUUUUAGUUCAAGUAACUAUAAUUUUGAAAAAUAUUACUUUAAUUAAAAAUAGGGGGACCUUUAAUCCUUUAUUGUGUUUUUUUUUUUUUUUUUAACAGAGUAGAGAGGGGAGGGAGAGAGAAAGGGAGUACACACAUACACACACAGCAGAGCUUCACUGUAACAUAUACAAUCCUGUGGAAUUCAUCUCAGGACCUUAUACUUUUAAGUUCAAACACUCUAGCCACUGUGUCACAUCCUGGGCCAUUGUAGGAAAUGUUUUUAAUUAGCUCUAUUCGGAAAUGCCUCUUAAUAGAGGAUAUGCCUAAAAUAUUCUUUUGGAAUGAACUUCACAAAUUGAACAUGUUGGGACAUUCUCCCGUGCUUUUUUUUUGUUUUGUUAAAUAUAUAUAUAUUUUUAAUUAUUUAUGAGAAAGAUAGGAGGAGAGAGAAAGAACCAGACAUCACUCUGGCACAUAUGCUGCCAGGGAUCAAACUCAGGACCUCAUGCUUGAGAGUCCAAAGCUUUACCACUGCGCCACCUCCUGGACCACCCAUGCUUAUUUUUGAACAUACUGAUUCAUUAUUUAAAUGUUUAUGUUUAUUUUAGAAGCAUAAAACAUUAUUCCAUUUUGGAAAUUGUUUUUGUUUUCAUCUGUUCUAUACUUGCUAUAUUUUAAUUAUCCAUACUAUUUUUUUAAAAAAAACUUUAAAUAUAAAUUAUAUCUUCAGGUUUUGAAUGUUUCAUUCGUCCCAGUAUGUGAACAUUUCCUGGUGGAUAAAUGUAUAUAUAUUUUGUAUAGCUUGAGAUUUUUGGCUUGAAAUGUUUUCAGGGGAAAUCUAUUUACAGUGUCUAUCCUUUGGUUUAAAAAAAAUCUCAUCUCAAAUACUCAAUUAUUUGUGGGUGAUUGCUCAGAUGGAAAAAUCUUGGCAUUGUAUUGAAUGUUUUAGUUUACUAGACAUGUAACCACCUUUCUCCAGCUGUGUACUAACUUUUCUACUUAUUUAAGGAGGAGAAAGAACAGCCUCCAAUCAUAAAAACUGAUUUCUUUUUAUUUAUUUAUUUAUUUACUAUUGGGUAGAAAUAAUGAAAUUGAGAGGGGUUGGGAAGUAAAGGGAAAAAGACAGAGAGACACACAUGAAGGCCUGCUUCACCCCUCAUGAAUCUUUCACCCUGCAAAUGGGGACCAGGGGCUUGAACUCAGAUCCUUACACACCAUAAUGUGUGUGCUUAACCUGGUGCGCCACUGUCUGGCCACAAAAUGUGAUUUCUAGAUUUUUUAAUUUGAGGCCUUAGAUAUAAAUUCAUUUCAUGAAACCUCAAGUCCAUUACAAAAGUGUAUGAAUAUUCCAAGAUAAAGACCUGUCUUUUGUGUUGUUAACUUUCUUUUUUCUCUCUCUUUCUCUUCCUCUCCCUCUUCCUCUCUCUCUCUCUCUCUCUUUCUCUCUCUCUUUCAGCAGAUUACUUCUUGGGAAAUGUUCAAACUAGUGAGAAAAAAAUGCAAAAAAUUAUUUUUUUUCAAGUCUUUAAAAAUUGCAUUUUGGCUUUUCAUUUAAUGUCUUUGACUGCUCUAGUGCGAAUUAAGUUCUUACUGAAUUGAAAUUAGGUCAUAUGCCCAGUUGCAAUACACACCAACCUUUCCUAAAAAAACAUUUCCUAGAGUGUGAGACCCUAGUGCCAUUAGCUGUCCACACAGUUUUGUGUAUAUGCAUUUUUUUCUUUCUUUUUUUUUUGUGUUUGUGUGUACUCUGUUAAGGUGGUUGUGAAUAAAUUCAGUUUAGCUUUUUAUAUUAGGUUAUUUCACUAACUUCAAUAGUCAAAAUGAUCAAACCUUUGUACCAUAGAGAAUUAUUUAAAUUUUAUUUUUCUACUGACAUUUCUAAUUCUGGUAUAAAUGUUUAUUAAUAAAGAAUUACUUUCAA
This is a messenger RNA of Erinaceus europaeus (western European hedgehog), 4701 nucleotides long. It is a transcript of the gene TMEM170A, whose product is annotated as transmembrane protein 170A. The transcript has 3 exons. Gene Ontology annotation, biological process: endoplasmic reticulum tubular network organization. The record is from RefSeq and is a predicted model, not a curated record. Gene Ontology annotation, cellular component: endoplasmic reticulum membrane. Lineage: Eukaryota; Metazoa; Chordata; Mammalia; Eulipotyphla; Erinaceidae. Bases 105 to 539 code for a protein of 144 amino acids.